Malassezia japonica is the source of this 429-nucleotide messenger RNA. RefSeq lists its product as uncharacterized. Bases 1 to 429 code for a protein of 142 amino acids. NCBI's taxonomy places the organism in Eukaryota, Fungi, Basidiomycota, Malasseziomycetes, Malasseziales, Malasseziaceae. The record is from RefSeq and is a predicted model, not a curated record. The transcript has a single exon.
AUGAACGAGCCGCUGCCGACGUACACGCGGCGGGACCAGACGCGCCCGGACUGGGCGCAUAACUACAGCCGCCCGAACGAUGUGCCACCAUCGUACGCGGACUCGGUGCGCUGGUUCUUUUACAAUUCGCUGCGCCCCGCAUUUCUCGUUGCGUCGCUCGUGAGCGCGAUCGGCGCCGCGAUUCAGUGCGGUGUGCAAUGGCGCUCGAUGGGCGAGACGAGCGGCAAGGCGCAUAUUUUUAGCCUUGUUAGUGCGGUGCUCUUUACCGUCGUCGCUGUAUUCCAGUUUUAUGCGUUUAUGGCGGGCCUGAACAGCCACAUUUCGAUGCUGCGCUCGGCGCACACCGACGGCCGCCUGGUCACUGGUGCGAACCCCCAGAGUGCGGUGGCAGUGACCAGUGCUGCGGUCAAGGCCUUUGACGCUUUGUAA